CCAUUAGAAUGUUGAUUGACUGUAACAUAAUGUAACACUGAAUCAUAAUCUGAAAAUCAUUUUGUUUACAGCAGCAGUGUGACAGGACUGUUAUUUGUUGCUGAGGAAGACGUAUAUCCAGACACUAUCUGCAAACUAGGAUUUCAAUAAGACAUAAUGCUGUCUACAAACGCGUUGAGAAGAAGCCUGCGCCUGCAGUGGUCAGAAUAUUAUACAGCAGAAGGAAGUCCACAUGUUUCCUACAAGGAGAGGUUACGCAGGGUCUUUCGGAGAAGGAGAUUCCACAACUUCCACAACCCCCUCGACCCCAACGACUCCCACGACUCCCACGACCCUCACGACCCCCACGACACCCACGACACCCAUGACCCCCACGACUCUAUUGCCAGUGACGACUAUAUGGACGAGUAUCAGGAUGUGACUGACGACGAGGAAAGCACUGACGAACAGACCGCAGGGACUAAGGCACUGUUCAGUUCCACUUGGAGUGGCCUGAUGAAGGCCGCUUUCCUCCUGCUGGUCAUGCUGAGUUUUGGAAUCUUGGCAAACGUGAAUCUGAAGCUGAUGGAGGAGGUGCGGUCACUCAGACAGCAGGGAAACACUCCCCUGGCAGACACAAUGCCCAACUUUGCCUCAGAAUCGCAAGGUGCUAGAGUUUUGCAUAGUUUAUCUUCGGACACCUAUUGGCACAGGAAUCCUCACAGCUGGCGUGUAAUAGACAAAAUAUACCACUGGUAUUAUUCACCCCUAUCACAGCGGCGUGUGAUCCAGGGACAUUCGCCAUUACAACCAGGACAUUGUUGGUGCUUUCCGGGCGACCACGGACAUAUCGUGAUCUCUCUGUCUCACCCGACCUCCAUCACUCAUGUGACGAUGGGCCACAUAUCAAAACGAAUUUCCCCCUAUGGCAACAUCGCGAGCGCGCCAAGGGAAUUCACUGUCUAUGGAAUGAGGGGCGAUGAUCAGAACAUCAAGUUGGCUAAAUUAGUCUACGAGCAAGAUGGUCCAUCAUUACAGACCUUCGAAGUGCCUGACAAAGGUGUCUUCACUCACGUGAAGCUACAGAUAGACAGCAACUGGGGAAACGUGGACUCCACUUGCCUCUAUAACUUCAGGGUUCAUGGUCAAAUCUCCACCUCCCCUGCCAUUUUAUAGACGGACGGACAGAUAGAUAGAUAGAUAGAUAGAUAGAUAGAUAGAUAGAUAGAUAGAUAGAUAGAUAGAUAGAUAGAUAGAUAGAUAGAUAGAUAGAUAGACUGAUAGAUAGAUAGAUAGAUAGAUAGAUAGA
This is a messenger RNA of Acanthopagrus latus (yellowfin seabream), 1288 nucleotides long. RefSeq names its product sperm-associated antigen 4 protein-like. The transcript is spliced from 8 exons. Gene Ontology annotation, biological process: nuclear envelope organization. Bases 157 to 1155 code for a protein of 332 amino acids. Lineage: Eukaryota; Metazoa; Chordata; Actinopteri; Spariformes; Sparidae. The record is from RefSeq and is a predicted model, not a curated record. Gene Ontology annotation, cellular component: meiotic nuclear membrane microtubule tethering complex; nuclear envelope. Gene Ontology annotation, molecular function: protein-membrane adaptor activity.